This is a messenger RNA of Colletotrichum truncatum, 957 nucleotides long. NCBI's taxonomy places the organism in Eukaryota, Fungi, Ascomycota, Sordariomycetes, Glomerellales, Glomerellaceae. The record is from RefSeq and is a predicted model, not a curated record.
AUGUCCGGUCCGCCACCCCCUCUACCACCGUACGCCAUCAACUUUGGCCCUGACGCGAACUGCACCCUCGAAAUCUGCGAUAUCCAGUACAGCUUGUUCAAGUACCGGCCGAGCCUACCCGUCAAUGCCCUCUUCCUCGCCCUCUUCGCCAUCGCCGCCAUCAUUCACAUCUUUCUAGGCAUCCGCUGGCGCUCAUGGUGGUUCAUGUCCUGCAUAGUGGCCGGGUGCGUCUUGGAGAUCAUUGGUUACGUCGGCCGUAUCCUGCUACACAACAACCCGUUUGCCUUCGUCCCGUUCAUGUUGCAAAUCGUCUUCAUCACCAGCGGGCCAGUAUUCUACACCGCCGCCAUCUACGUGACCGUGUCCAAAGCGGUCUCACACAGUAUCACGCAUCUCGCGCCGGAGGUCUCCCGAAUCCCCCCAAAUGUCAUGUACUGGAUCUUCAUCUUCCUAGACAUCGCCUGCCUCGCCAUCCAAGCCGCAGGCGGCGCCAUUAGCACCACCUCGGAGGGCAGCUCCGACCUGGGCGUCAACCUGGCCAUGGCCGGUCUGAUUCUCCAGGUUGUCAUCAUCGUCGGUUUCUGCGCCGUCUUCGCCGACUACAUGAUCCGCUACAAGCGAUCCCGCUUCUCGCGGCACCUCACCAAGCGGGAGAACGUCUUCUUCGCGUUCUUGUCUCUGGCCAUCUCGCUUAUCCUGGGACGAUGCGCGUACCGUGUCGACGAGCUGAGCGAGGGAUACCGCGACUCGACGAAGAUCACUAAUGAGGGGCUGUUCAUCGGUCUCGAGGGAGUAUUGAUCAUCGUCGCCGUCUUCUCACUGUGCAUCGGACACCCUGGGCUCGCCUUCGAGAGAGGCCAAGAGAGAGCUGGCGAGAGGAAGCAAUCAAACUGGAGCGUCGAGAGUGGUAUUACGAGCAAGGAAAGGCCGAGCAACGCGACCAACAGUGCUGCUUAG